This is a messenger RNA of Fusarium pseudograminearum CS3096, 837 nucleotides long. RefSeq lists its product as uncharacterized. Bases 1 to 837 code for a protein of 278 amino acids. The transcript has 5 exons. NCBI's taxonomy places the organism in Eukaryota, Fungi, Ascomycota, Sordariomycetes, Hypocreales, Nectriaceae. The record is from RefSeq and is a predicted model, not a curated record.
AUGGCCACCGAAACCGAGACUUUAUCCUUUUCACUGCCUACGAGCACCGCUCCCACCGACGUUUCUGAGUCGACAUGCAUGCCUCACUCGGGACCCUUUCUCCAACAACAAUCCGCAUUUCCACCACAGCACAUACCCGCCGAGUGGGAUACUCGGAUACCACCAAUGCAAACACCCGCGACACACGCACAGCAAUUUUGUAACGAGAGCUCAUCAAGCGGAAGCGGAAGCGGCUGUUUCAAUGAUGGAGGUCUCUUAUACAGGGUCCAGGCUGAGCGCGAAUGUCGAGAGGGACCUGGCAAAACUGUCGAAGAGGCUUGUCAACGUUCUCUAAACCAUUUUCCCUGUCCGGGACUCGCCUUUCCGAUGCCAGCUCUCGAUUUCGAUUUCAGAAUUGCUGUCCGUUUGAACCAAGACGCUGUUCAUGUGGAUUCAGGCAAUACCAAAGAAAUCACUACCGUUGCAGCCGGAGUAUGGUCCGGAUCAUUUGGCCACGGCCGCGUCAUUGCAGGCGGUUAUGAUCUUGGUCAAGCACGCGGUUUUCGACCCAUGAGACUUGUUGAGGGUGCCUUUGUAAUUCAGACAAGCGAUGAACAGCCCGCACUACUUGAAAUGCGCACGCGAGGUUCCCUCUCAGGACCCGCAGACGUGCUUGACACUCUAUUAAGCCCCAAGGCACCAAAGGAUAUCGACCCACGACGCUACGGCUUCCGCAUGUUCGCGACUUUCAAGACGUCCGACAAGCGAUACGCCGAGAUUGUCAACUGUGGAUUAUGGGUCGCCAGUGGUGCCUGGCGUGGCGAACACUUGGUUAUCGAUGCCUACCGUGUUACAUAA